AUGACUCCUCAACUAGAGAUAUUUAUCAGCGCUUUAUCCCGGUGUUUAGGAUGGGCAUACAUGAUCUGUUGGUCAGGGUCCUUUUACCCGCAGCCUAUCACCAACUGGAAACGCAAGUCUACAGUCGGUUUAUCUAUUGAUUUAUCUACUAUCAACCCUCUGGGAUUUGCCUGCUAUACGAUAUAUACCUCCGCGUUUCUCUAUUCGCCCGUCAUUCGUUCACAAUAUGCGGCCCGCCACCCUGCCUCGGUUGAUCCCACCGUCCGGUUCAACGAUUUCGCAUUUGCGGCCCACGCGGUGGUAUUGACCAUCAUGCUAUACACACAGUUCUGGCCUUUCAUCUGGGGUUUACACAUUUCCCGCUUCCAAAGGAUAAGUUGGACCAUGGCAGGGACAUUUUGGGCGUCUAUCCUGGCUCCUAUGGUGGUUAUGGCCAUUGUAUUGGCGCAAAGUCCGGAUGGAGGGUAUGAUCCUUCCACUUGGGCGUGGAUUGACGUGAUCUACUCGUUUUCGUACGUCAAACUCCUGGUCACCGUUGUCAAAUAUAUGCCUCAGGUGUCGUUGAACUACAAGCGCCAAUCUACAGAAGGCUGGAACAUUGGAACCAUUCUUCUAGAUUUGUCUGGUGGUGUCCUUUCAUUGCUUCAACUGGUGCUUGACUCCAGCCUUCAAAGUGACUGGAGCGGUAUCACCGGAAACCCGGUCAAGCUACUGUUGGGCAACGUCACAAUUUUUUUCGAUGCGAUCUUCUGCGUCCAACACUACGUCUUAUACCGAGACAUCCCUGACCUGAAGGGAACACCUGGUCCGGGCGAGCAAGCACCCCUUUUGGUUGGACAAGAUGAUGCUGUGCCAGAUCAGGUAUGA
Messenger RNA from Penicillium verrucosum, 867 nucleotides. RefSeq names its product putative L-cystine transporter. Gene Ontology annotation, cellular component: vacuolar membrane; fungal-type vacuole. The coding region runs from base 1 to 867 and encodes 288 amino acids. The record is from RefSeq and is a predicted model, not a curated record. NCBI's taxonomy places the organism in Eukaryota, Fungi, Ascomycota, Eurotiomycetes, Eurotiales, Aspergillaceae. Gene Ontology annotation, molecular function: L-cystine transmembrane transporter activity. The transcript is spliced from 4 exons. Gene Ontology annotation, biological process: L-cystine transport.